AUCUGAUACAGUACCAUGAAGACAUUUGGUAUCUUCCUUCUUAUAGGCUUUCUUGUCCUUUGGUCAGAGAUAUCAUCUGCAUCUGGAACAAGGAUUUUCAGAGAGAAACCAGGAUUCUGUCCAUUUAUUCGUGAAAAAUGUCGGAUGCUCAAUCCACCCAAUGACUGUGAUUAUGACUUUCAAUGCAGUGGCUACCUGAAGUGUUGUGAAGGGAUAUGUGGGAGGGAGUGCCUUCCACCAGUAUAUGGAUAAUGACCUGCUACUCUGAAGGAUACCUAACAUCAACAGUGCUUCACCCACGCACAUUCUUGCGGUGAAGAGUCAACAGCCAAAUAUUCAACUCAUCUGCAGAAGGAAAAUCCAUUUAGAUUAUUUGUUGAUUGGCAUCUUCAAAAGACAGCCAACAUGCUGUAGGUGGACUAGUGAUGUUUACUUAAUGCUAACAGGCUAAUCUACUUCAAAAGGCUGUUGUGAAGAAAGAAAUUAUAAUGUACAUGUUUGAACUACCAGAGGAAAAGUGAGAUAGGAAUGAAAUAAAUAAACACCUAUGCAUAUGCAUACAUACAUAACACAUCCACCAUGAAUAUAUUCAUUGACCCAUAUCUAUUGCAAACCACAAGAAUUUAAAAUACGAGGCAAAAUAAAACAACAAUAUAAAAAAUUA
Molecule: messenger RNA, 664 nt
Organism: Pantherophis guttatus
Lineage: Eukaryota; Metazoa; Chordata; Lepidosauria; Squamata; Colubridae
Product: antileukoproteinase-like
Cellular component (GO): extracellular region
Molecular function (GO): peptidase inhibitor activity
Source: RefSeq, a predicted model, not a curated record